AAAGAAAUGGAGCAGCCUUUGCUUUCAGUAAGUGAAGAUCCAGUUUCCGAUCUCCCAGAUUAUAUCCGGCACCUCCUAGAAAGCAGGGUAUCACGUGUUCUUGAUAAUAUUUAUGUUUCAGCAGGUGAAGAUCCAGUUUCUGAUCUCGAAGAUUCUAUCCGGGAACACGUAGUAAGUGAGGUAUCACGUUUGAUUGAAACGAUUUCCGUCGGCGGAACUAAUAUCGUAGUCGAUGAACAUGGUUUAAUACCCUAUGAUUCCGACCUCUAUCUUUCCUCUUUUGGUGCCCCUUAUCUGUCUUCUCCUGAACUCCGUCUUCGUCCUGGUGAGCAAACGACUGGUUAUAUUGUGGGCGUAUUGCGCGGAUUUUAUACAGAGCAUGUAUCUAAUGUACAUAGGCAAGUAUUGGAUGAGGUAGAAAUACGAGAGCUGCUAAUAGAACACGUCGGGCAUCGUUGUUGUUGGGGAAGUCGUCCAGCUAGGACUUGGCAUAUUCAUGCGGUGGAAGACUGCAAUGUUUAUAUAGGAACACUGGAAACUUUUAUUGUAGAGAGAGAAACAGUAACAGAAAAUGUACCAGAUCGGCUAUUACCUAAUGCCGUAGACACAAAAUCCGAGGCUCCUGUACUAUUUACACCUCGUGGUGAGUCAAGGACAGUGAUUCCUGAGUCUGAAGAGUGUGUCAGAUGUCCAGCUUGUGCUUCUUGUGGAGCAUUAGGAAAAAAAUUCUGUCCCACUUGCAAUGCAGAUAAACUUUUCAGGGAGCUGAAGGUUAAAUGCCCUGCUUGUAAUGGGAGUGGUGUGGAUGGAUCGGAUUAUGUAUGUAAAAAAUGUAACUUUUUGGGGUCCAUUGUACAAACUUGUCCAACAUGUGAAAACCUAGGAUUGAUCGACUGUGAUACCUGUCUAGGACUUUGCUAUGUUCGGAGACGCAAUGUGGCUGUUGUUAGAUGGGAAACGUUAGUAGCAAGAAAAGUAAUUGCAACUGGUGGAGGAGCAUUAGUUCCAGAUAAUGUGUUCGAAAAAGCAAAAGGAUUGCAGUUGUUCAGUACUCAAUCACGCAAGUGUAGUCCUGCUACUUUUGCUGACUCGAAUUUCCUCAAUCAGUUUUCAUCGGAAAUAAUUGCUGCGAGGGCCCCACUGCCUGCUACUGCAAAGACAAUCCGCGAAAGGCAUAAUAUCUCCGUUAUUCCAAUAACUAAGGUAAUCAUGACUAACAUACACCGUUCAUUCAGUUUCUAUAUCGUUGGAACGGGCAAACAGGUUUAUUUUAAGGACUCUUACCCUUCGAGGUUUUGCUGGGGGCUUUGCUCGUGUUUCGAUUGGUUGAAUCUCUAGU
This is a messenger RNA of Erythranthe guttata (spotted monkey flower), 1339 nucleotides long. RefSeq lists its product as uncharacterized. NCBI's taxonomy places the organism in Eukaryota, Viridiplantae, Streptophyta, Magnoliopsida, Lamiales, Phrymaceae. The record is from RefSeq and is a predicted model, not a curated record.